CCUCCAACAGGAUCUUACGCCAGCCUAUGUCCCUCCCUCCCUUCCCUUCCUUGCACUACGUAGUGGCACAUCUCCUCCCUUGCACUCGUUUCCAAGCUAACCGACUAAGCUUUGUCCCCGACAAGUCACAACUGGAUUUCUCGCUUCAAGGCUGCUGAUUUUCGAGAAGCCCUGUGUUGGUAUUCUGCAAUCAGCCACGAAGUGUUUUUAUUGCCAUACCUAUUGUUUACUCUUCAAGGUUCUGCUCUACUUCCUCCGCGCGUAAUUAUCCAACCCGAAACCCACGCUCUGCUCGCCUGCUACCCCUUACACUCCUCAACGCAUCUCUUUCUCGUGCUCCAGCUCUCCCAAAUCCGUGCGAAACGUCGACCGUGCUUUCCGUUCGCCCUCUCUCGCUCGCUCCCAGCCACCGUCAAUACUUCCUUACCGCCACUAACGCAUCGCGUUACCCGCCACUAAAUUCCCCAACCCGCUGCGACGGUGCGUAGUUAAUCGCUCCAUGGCGUCGUCUCUAGUAGCUGUCGGGCAGGAGAGCCGGCCGCGUCGGUCCGGCCCAUGGAAAAUCGAGGCGAAUCCGAUGCAAGGCAUCUGGAGCAAGAUGCGAUCGAAGGCGGGAGCAUCGUGCGCCAACUGCGGCACCUCUUCCUGCAGCGAUGUGUCGGGCCCUGCGCUUCUCCCCGCGCUCGUCUCUCACUUCGGCCGCAACUACCUCUCCGCACUCGCUUCCGCCUCCGACUUCCCCGUCGCGCUCAAGAAGUUCCCCGCUCGCCCCGCCGACCUCCGCGCUUCCGCGCGCUCGUCCCGCUCCGCCUCCCCCGCCCGCCAACCCUGCCUCGCCGCGCUUGGCGCCGCGCCCGCCGCUCUGCCAAGCCAAGACGAGGUCGCGAGGCUCCUGGCGCAAGUGGCGGCGGGAAACGCGGACUCGGCGGCGGUAGUGCUGCAGAUGAGCGCGCAAGGAGCGGCGGAAGCGGAGCUACUUAUAUCGCACGGCGCCACGGCGUCUCUCACCCGCGCACUGGAGAGCGGCAGCAGCGGUGGUGGUACGACUAGGUUAGCGGCCAUGGCGGUGGCAGCGUCACUUAAUCUCUGCCUCCUUAACGAGCGCGCGGCGCCGCGUUUCAGCGAGGAGGGGCUGGUGAUGCUGCUAGUUAAUAUCCUUCGACGAGUGGAACCCUCCGCAUCCACGUCAUUCCCGCUCCUUGCUGACGUGUCGGCGCUCCUCUACUGUCUGCUGCACAGCGAGGCGAGGGUACACGUGGCGGCUUCUGCGGGCACGGACGUGCUUCUGUGGCAGAUACUGGUUGCUUCGUCAUCGUCAGCGGCACCGCCGAACGCGGACGCAGCGCCACGUGCCAGUGCGCGCGCGGCAGCGGCGCUCGCGCUGCUCCGCCUGUCGCAGGUGCGCGAAGUGGCGGCGCAACUGGUGGACCGGAACGCCGUCGCGCAAAUAUCCGCCAUGCUCCUGGCCGGGCAGGCGAACGGGCAGGUUGACGGGCAGGUCGAGCUUUCCGCGCUGCUGGCGAGUCUGACCCGGUCAGAGGAGGGAGUGAUGGCGCUCUGCACUGUAGACGACGCCGCCGGCGCGCGGGCGCUGCUACAGCUGCUACAGCCGGCGCCGGAGCAGCAGGGGAAAGCGCUGUCGCUGCAGCAACAGUUCGGGGUGGUGAUACUAAGGAAUGUGAUUGCGAGCGGAAGCGCGUUCGGGCAGCACUUGGUGCACGCGGGCGUGUGCGAGGGUCUGGAGCAGCUGUUAACGGCCAUGACGGGUGACGUGAAAGGGAAGAAAAAGAUGGGCGACGCGGCGGGGAGUCCGUGUCAAGCGGAUAAGGAUGUCUGUAAGGUGCAGGCGCUGCUCGCCUCCCUGCGCAGCUGCUCGUAGAGAGCUCAGCGAUACUGCUGCAUGCCUUCACAGGCUUGCGCAUGCACCAAGUUCCAUGUGUGCGGCAGCACACGGCUGGGAUUCACUGAGUGCAACACUCUGAAGGGGCAGCCCUUGUGUCUAUUCUUCCUCCACGUACCCUAACCACGUUCUCUACUAUAUUCGGAGUUUUUCUCCUUGCAAUCUGCCUCAGAAUGCACAUAAAACCCUCAACUUCACCUGGCUGUUGAUUUAGCCUUUUGAUCUUUUUGUCGCCAUUCUGGCUCAAUGCAUCAGGUAGUAGCAUGUGUCCCCUCCUACCCCCCACCCCACCCCUGUUUUGGGCCUCCACCCCCAGUUUGUGUUAUUAUGGGUUACCAUAAUGCUAUGGGCUGUGCAACUGGUGAACAUGGUUUAGGGUUGCUGGCCUGCUCAGAGCAUGUGGCAUGCUUUUCUUUUCCAUCUUGAAAUAGACUUCAUUGGUUUUUACUGACCACCUUCGAAUAGUACUUCAAUGGAAAC
This is a messenger RNA of Closterium sp. NIES-67, 2380 nucleotides long. The record is from the annotation of a GenBank genome assembly. Lineage: Eukaryota; Viridiplantae; Streptophyta; Zygnematophyceae; Desmidiales; Closteriaceae.